AUGCAGCCUUGGGAGAGGAAGUUCAGGUGUGCUGGGAUUAUUCCAAAUGUGGGACGACACUGGUUCAACAACAAAAGCAACCAGCCUGCAUUUAGACACGAGUCCUACUACCAACCACCUGCUUUCGUGAUGUCGACCAUGGGACCCAUACAGUACAACCAGGUGCUCAUCCCAGUGCCAGUGCCAAACCUCCCAAUGACGGCAGCAGCAAUGCAUGUUCCUCCAACACCGCCCAAAGCUGCUGUGAAGAAAAAUCCUGAAGAUGACAUGGAGUCUGUGCUGGAGGAGCCUUUGUAUCCAGACCACUCAGAACAACAUCAACAGCAAACAUGGACCCCAGAGCAGGUGGCAGCUUGGCAUGAUGAACAGAAGUGGAUGAAGUGGGUACAAGAGCAAGAGCAAGACACACAGACGAAUGAAGAUGCCAAAGGGGUUGCACCAUCAUCUCCGGCAAAAAUUCAGCCAAAGAUGAGACCUCAGCCUUCACCUGGCAAGGGCCCACCACCACAGCCGCCACCACCUCCCCCUAUGGACAUGGAAAGCAUGCACCGGCCAACUCCUGCAUCAGGACACAAAGUGCCAGAAACUCCAGAAAUGACACCCACCAAGUUGACGACACCCGAAGAGACAUCCACGUCGGAGACAUCCAAGUCGGAUACAUCGACAUGCAAAAGGCCCAGAGAUGUACAGAAUACCAAGGCCCCAGAGGUGCCUGGUGUCCAUGCAGAGGUGCAAGCUCGGCCCAAGCAACGAGCAGAAGGGUUCAAUCCAGCACAUGUCAAGGCGACAGCUUCUAAGGCAGUCACUGCAGUGCCACAGGAUGCAAAUGAAAAGGGCAGUGUCAAGCAAAAGGCUAAGGGCGCAGCCACCAGGAGCCCAUCAACACAACCAGGCAAAAAGAAGGAGCAACGAAAAGCUUCCAAGCAGGAGAAGGCUAACAAGCAAAAGGGCAAAACCAAGGAUAAGAAACGAGAGAAGGAUAGCAAGGACAAGGUGACCAAGAAACGUUGCAGAAGCAGCGUAAGUGGAAUACGGCGCAAUGAGACAAAACAGGUACCACCAUUCAAAUGGGAUCAUGCUGAACUUGGUGCUCUACGGGAAUUCCUUGUGAAUGAAGCUCGUGAGGGGCGCUUUGUCUGCUGCUUUGGCAGCGGGUGCUCGGCGGCGGUCUUUGGCAACACUGGCAACUCCACCCCCAUCGCAUGGAUCGAAGAGACCAUUGAAGAAAUCUCCAGAUACUGUGGUCAUGGUGCUUCUCCUGUUACCAUGGAUGUGAAGGCAGCUGUGUCCUUCCCAGUGGUGCCUCCGCUUCCAAAUCCGGCGAAAGCUGCAUCGUUGACCUUUCCGGCAGACGUUCAAUCAGCCUUGGAAAAACUGGCUUCAAAUCCUAUUUUCCAGGCGAACCCUGAGUGCCUGGGAGAAUUGAUGCUGCGUGUUGCUGAGAAGUCUUCGGAGGCUUCAAUGAAAGAAGAGGUGGCACCAGUACCAUUGGUGAAGGAACGUGAUGAGCUGCCAAGUGUACCCACUGAGAAGCCUGUGGCGCCUCAUGGUGCACCAGUGGCUGCUGAUGCGCCUGCCGAACCAGUGGUCCCCAUGGGAUCGCCUUCAGGUGAGAACACCCAGGCCUACAAAAUGUUUUGGUCGAAGUUCAAGCGUCCAUCUGGUUCCAUGGUGGAGACGCCACAGGGAGGAGAGGCAGCUUCACACAGUGGUGGAGGCGCAUCUGUGCCACCUAUGGCUUCUACAGAGCCACUGGACAUGCAUCGAGCCGAUGAAGCCACCCCAGCUGUUCCCCAAGAAGUACCUGCACCUGCGCCUGUGGAUGUGGAAUCCUCUCCAGGUGAAAUCUUUGUGGAAAAUCAGCUUGGGGAUCCCACCUUGUACCCAUGGGGGCCUGACAUGGCAUUCCUUACAGGUGAAACAGCUACAGGACCUUCAGAGCCUGACACUGCUGAAGACAAGGGCACCAAGAUGUCUUUGGACGUGGAAGAUACCUUGAAGGAUUCUCCUGGAACUUCACCUCUUGAGGUUGUGGAAGAGCAUCGAGUUGAAGAAGGAGCUGCACUACAUGAACCCAGUGUGAAGGAGAAAGGCAUGACCAUGCAACAUGGCACUCCCAGCGAUGGAACAGCAAAUCCACCUUCCACACCGGCAGCAAAGAAGCAGGAAUUUGCUCCCACACAUGAUGAUGUGAAGGCUGCCCUUAUGAGGAAGACAACUUUGGACCUCAUGGGGGCACCAUCUCCUGCACCUACCACCCCAGCACCCAGUCCCGUUGCAGAGGUGUCAGAGGCCAUGGGAGUUGUUCCGAAUGAGCUGAAGGCCUACACUUCGGUUGUCAUGACUUUGGCGGGCGUGCCGCAAGACGUCUGGGUGCCGCUCUCAAGAGCAGAUGCUCUUGCAGCUGGGCUGGUUCCAAGUGAUGUGUGGGAACCGCCUCAGGAUGACAUCAAGGCAGAUGCGGGUGCAGCAAUGGGCGAAGACAAGGCUGAUGAUGGCAAGGCGUUGAAAGCAGCUUAUAUGCGUUUUCACAGGAAUUUCUGCAGUGUCAUGAAGACUGGAGCUGCAGCACCUUUGUGGCAUCGUGCAGGGCAAGCAGAGAACAUCAGCGACCUCAUGAAAAAAUAUCAUGAAAACUCGCAGCUGGUCGACAGCAUCGUGGCGGCGAAGGAGUUGAAGAUGUAUUGGUGCUGGGAUUCCAGUCUUGAGCGUUCCUCGCAGCGUGUGGCCCAAUCUGUGGAGAUCAGCAAGGAUGCCGAGAUCAGCAAUGCUCAUGCUGCAGAUAUGAUGCCGGAGAGUAUGCGCAAAUGCGCUGUGCAAGAUAUGGAGAAGCAUGUGGCCUCCCUUGAGAAUGCAAGGGCAACACUGGAGGGCUUUAUUGCUGGUGGUGAAGAAGGGGAAGCUCUGGUGGCACCUACCCAAUCGGUGGUGCAAGCGGUGGCAGCAUCGGUGUUGGAUCUGCAGAAAGCCGCGGAAGCCUGUGUGCGAGCAUUGCACUUUGUGGAGAUUCCCAUCAAAGAUUUGGAGUCCAGUACAAAGGGACUUGAUCUCUCGAGAUUUCCAUUCUUUGUGCUCCGCUAUGAGUUGACACUUGGGGAGCGAACUUUAGAUCCAAUUCUGCGGGUGAUUGCUUGGAGCCUUAAUGUUGGCUACAUUGGCAUGUGGCCAACAGUGGGGCCGAAUGGCGAACCCUGGAACCGGUACACCAACUUCGAUGCAAUGGAGCAAUUUCAUCGCUUCAACGUCCCUGAGUUCUACCUUCAAUGCUUGGGUAUGCAUACAUGCAAUCUUGGAAUCGUGCAAUGGCUGAACGGAAGCACAAUUCACAAAUUGCGCGAGAACAAAUAUGCAUAUUUUGGUGUUCUGGCUGCACUUGCUGCUGAUGAGGUCAACAUAGGUAGUAACUCACUUGCUGAUGACCUAUCGGCCAUGACCAGGGAGUUCAACAAAUGGUGCAGUCAGCACAAGAUCAGGCAUUACCAACCUCCAAUUUGUGCGGCCCUGCUGUUGGUCAAGCCCGGAGAGUAUCCCGAAUUGAGAAUCAAAGCGUAUGCAAGCAGAGUGCUUCUUAGCUACCUGCAAUGCUUAAUGGCCCAGAUGAUUACUGAACGGCAUGAUGCUGGCAUUGCUAUUGAUCGAGAACUGCUCUUGAUCCAUGGGGUGCUGACUUCAAUGUGUGCUUGGUUUUCGAAGGUGGAACAUGCAAAUCGCUAUUUAACCCGGGAACAGGCUGACGACAUCUGGGCCUUUCAGGAGAUCAACCUGGAGAUGAAAACAUCGUUGGUCAACUGCCGUUUCUGGCAUACUUAUCAAGACGAAGAUUGCGUGGGAUCUGUGAAACAGAUCGCACGCAAGGUGCAUCGGCGUUUGUUGGAGUUGAGGCUCUUAGGCCAAGGCUUCAGCGAGCCGGGCUGGGGAUGGCUCCCGCCCGAAGUCUCAGCCGAAGAGGCGCACGAGGCGAGCUCCGGAACAUUUCGAUAUGAACUCCCAAGAGCCGAUGACAUGGGAAGAAGUUCCGGACGAACAAUUCCUACUGGUGGAUGCCAUCGCCGAGCACAACCAGCGACUCUGAAGGCCGGAGAAAGGAAGCUUCUGGCGAGCAAAGCUGCGAAGCCAGCACAGCUGCUAGAGAUGGAACGCGACACCACGAUACAGGAACUGAGCCGCGCUGAUGAGAGUCGCAGCAAAACUGACACUGGAACUGAUUUUAUCUGCAUGCACUACGAAUGGGCUAACCCAGGGCCGAAGAGUCCUACGUUGGCCACAACUAUGACAAGGGAAGCCCCGCAGUAUGGGCUCACCACCUCACACCGGACCAGGGAAGAACCACCGGUCCCCUGGAGCCAGGAACAGUGCGGAAAAUGGAAGCAUCGGGUCUGCAGAACAAAAGUCGUUCUGGAAUGCGGCUAUGUGGACCCUGCAAGAGCAAGCCAGACGAGGGUAAUGGAAGUGAUCAACACUUCCCACGCAGCAGCGGGGAUAGCCGAAGCCUCAGAAAAGAAGGCCGAAAGGAUCCAAUUGGCUGCAAAUCAUGAGUGGCUGGUUGAGGGUCUGACCAACCAAGCCGAGGAGCUUGCCCACACGAUUCUUCAAGGAGUCCGAAGAAUGGCAAGACAUUUUCAGCCAACAAGGUUCCAAGAAAAGGUAACACGCCGAAGGACAUCGGUGGCCUGUGGAGAGUGGGACAGAGCCCCCACAGUGUCCAACCACCGAGAAGUACUCUAUCUUGACAUCAUCAGAGAUAAGGAGGCGUGGAAAAGGGUGAUGGAACAGGUGCAAGAUAUGUUCCGAGAAAGUUCGGUGCGACAGAUCACCCUCACAGAAGGCAAUGAUCUCUACCACAACAUCUCUGACCUGAUUCCAUGGGAAAUUGCAAGAAUCCAACUGGCGAGAGCACCGGCCGCCAGACGACCCCCCACCAAUUUUCCAUUCACUCAUCGGGCAGGAGUCUUCCUCCACAACGACAGCUCAAUCACAGUGGAGAGUGAAGACAUCCAGAAUAUAACCUUCCCGAGGCAGAAAUUUGCCAAACCAGUUAAGCUGGGCAUCAUCGUAUACGGGCAAGCCCGCGAUGAUGAACAACCCCAACAAAGUCCCCAGACAGAGAUUCCCCAAGCAGAAGCGAGAGCAGCCGAGAUCAGCUUUCCGGAAUGUAGCGUUCCGAGAGACAUCAAAAGGGCAGUGGCCCGACUGCACGUGAAUUUGGGGCAUCCAACAUCAAAUGAUUUGGUCCGAAUGCUGGCUCUUCACGGAUCUAUCACCCCGCAAGCUUUGUCCGCCGCCAAAAAGCUAUGCUGCGCGAGCUGCGAGCAAAUGCGGCAAGCACCAAGGAACAGACCAUCAAAGACGGUCAAAUAUCUGGGACAGCUGGGUGACAAUGUGCUCAUGGACAUCUUCUAUGCGAGAGAUGUCAAAGGGGAAAACUACACUAUGCUGGGAGUGAUAGAUGAGGCAUCGAACCUGCAUCAGGUCCGAAUCCUCCCAGAUAAAAACCCCACCACAGUCCUCGAAGCGUUCAAGGAAAUGUGGGUACGACCCUAUGGGGCCCCGUACAAGGUGACUUUAGACCAAGAUGGAAGCUUCGAAGGGGAUAUGUGGGAGUACCUUGUCAGAGCCGGAAUCGAGACUGAGUACGUGCCAGCCGAGGCACAUUACAAGCUUGGAAAGGCGGAACGAAACAACACAGUGUUCCGCGAGGCACUAAACAGGACAGCCGAUUCCAUGGCUGCAGCGGAUCUUACAUCAAUGGAGGAAACAGUGGAAGCCUGCAUAUACGCGUUGAACUCGGUACCCCGCACCCGAGGAAUGUCCGCGUAUUCCUGUGCGUUCGGGAAAAUUCCCAGAAUGCCAGGCGACCUGCUAACAGAUGAAAACUCACUGGCCGUGGACGUAGACGAGCAACAACAUCGUCUCCGGUCAAUGAUCUUCAGGGCCGAAGCACAGAAGGCAGUUGCAGAUGUCAACGUGGACAUGCAUCUGCGAAGAGCCCUGUUAAGAAAGACUGCUCACAUGAGGGUCGACGACAUAACCCCAGGAGCAAAGGUUGCAGUUUGGAGAUCUCAACUGCAUGGCCGCUCCACGAAGAAGCGAGGAGGGUAUGUGAUAGGCAAACUCAUUGCCUGGGACGGCGCAUCUGCUUGGAUACAAAUUGGUUGGCAAACCAUAAAGGUCGACCGUGCCCAGAUGCGACCCGCGUACGGGUUCGAGACAUGGGUGCCCGAUCAGUCCGAUAUCCAGGCACUAAAGGAUGCCGAACAAAAUUUCAUCCGCGGUGAAGUCCAAGAAGAAAUCGGCGAAGGACCACCGGAGGAAGAACCUAUAUGGUUCCAGAGAUUCAAUACGAGAGACCCAGAAAGAGCAGCGCCCCAGGUGACAGGACAAGAAGCACCUGGCGAGGAAAUGCAAGAAGACCGAGCAGAACCGGUCAAAAGAUCAGCACCUCCAAGAGAGGACGAACAAGUAACCAAGAAAAGUGCGCUGGAAGGAAACGAUGGAUCACCGCCCAUCGUCCGAGCAAAAGAGCGCCUGGUGAACCUCCCAGAAGUGUUUCAAUCUGAGCACGAAGCACCAGACAUUGGGUCCGAUGAUGACCUCCAGGUGGAGAGGUGCAACCCCAAUUGGAGAGCGUGCUACACAGGCGACCAAGAGGUCUUGGUAAACACCAUUCAGCUCACUCGAAAGGAGCAAAAGGCGCUGGACAGAGAAAUCCCGUGGAGAGAAAUCACCGCCAAAGGAGGAGAGUACCUCCAAGCCUUCAAGGUCUUCGCAGACAAAGCAAAGAGGAAGCGGAUCUUGCGAUCCCGAAGCUGCUACCGGGACAAGAAUGUGGGAAACCCACCCCUACGAGCUAAAGCUCGAGUAGUGGUGUUGGGACACACAGAUCCCGAUCUCGGGCGGUUAACAAGAGACAGCCCGACACCAAGCCGAACAUCGGAGAUGAUACUGCUCACAGUGUUCGUGUCAGGUGCCAACAAGCGGCUGCUUCGCUCAGGCAAAAUUUGGAUUCUGAAGGCUGCAGACGCUAGCACAGCAUUCCUGCUGCAGGGGUCUCAGCCAGAAGCUGAACGACCCCGCAAAUUGUAUAUGACUCCGCCGUCAGAUCCAAUAGCCCAAGCUGUGAAAGGAGGUUGGAAAGCACCUCUGUACCGGAUCGUAGGAAAUGUGUAUGGGCUCCAAGAGGUGAUCAAGAAGCUCACAGAAGCCAACUUCGUGAGUUCUACUCUCGACAAGAUGCUGUUCGAGCACCCGGACACAUCAGGAGAGCUAGAUUUAGCACUAGUGUACGUGGAUCACUUUCUCAUCACCCACCGUGAAGAUUUUGACUUCACUGUGUUGGAAAGUAUGUUCACAUGGGGUGGAUGGACCACCGCUGAACAAGGAUUCAAGUUCAAAGGCAAGGAACUGAAAGCCGUUCAGCAGGAAGGCGAACUGGUCCUCACCGUUAGUCAGCGCGAGUUUAUCAAGGGAAUGCAACGGGGAAAGGUCACGAGAUCAAGAUCCCAGCAAGACCCGAAGCUGACACCGGAAGAACUCACCGAGUUCAGAUCAUGUUGCGGAUCGCUGCAGUGGCUGGUAAGCCAGACGCGACCUGACGGUGCAGCCUGCGUCUCAUUGGCCAAUCGAGGUACUGAAACCACGGUUGAUGACCUUAAGACGCUGUACAAGCUAAUGACGUACUUCCAAGCAACGGAAGAGGUUUGCAUCGUGAUCAAGCCAAUCGAUCUGAACAUGAGCACCCACGUGGUCUCAUAUGGUGACUGUAGUUGGGCGAACGCCCAGGGGAUGCGAUCACAAGAAGGGAUCGUAGUGGUACUCGCACCUCCGGAGUGUUUUGAAGGCCGAUCCCGGUGUACCAUGAUUGAUUGGAAGACAUGCCGUACACCAAGAGUAGUCAGAUCCACCAUCGCAGGAGAGGCCUACGCGGCAGACGAUGCGAUUGACAGAGCCGCCUUGGUGAACUCUAUCUUGACAGAAUUGUUCACGGGCGAGAGCAUUCUGAAGACUGGACCCAAGCUUCCGCACGUCCAUGCCACAGACUGCCGAAGCUUGUUUGACUCAGUGAUAGCAUCCAACCCAUCGACGGAAGAAAAACUUGUCUUGCUCACUAUCAGAGCGAUACAGGAAGCAAUUGACACGAAGCUAUUCCGAUGGGUACCGACAACACAAAUGGUGGCAGACGUCCUCACCAAAGAUUCUGACCAACUCAGAUGGUCAUUUCUACAAUGGUUGAGAGACCCAAUCUGCCAGCUUAAGGAAGUCUUGCAGUGA
Cladocopium goreaui is the source of this 8268-nucleotide messenger RNA. The record is from the annotation of a GenBank genome assembly. NCBI's taxonomy places the organism in Eukaryota, Dinophyceae, Suessiales, Symbiodiniaceae.